Messenger RNA from Ruditapes philippinarum (Manila clam), 4212 nucleotides. RefSeq lists its product as uncharacterized. Bases 1215 to 3419 code for a protein of 734 amino acids. The transcript has 9 exons. The record is from RefSeq and is a predicted model, not a curated record. NCBI's taxonomy places the organism in Eukaryota, Metazoa, Mollusca, Bivalvia, Venerida, Veneridae.
CGAGUUCGGAAUACUUAUUUUGAUAACGUUAAUACCCAAGUUUUAUAUGGUAUAUAAUAAAGCUGCAAAUAGCGUUAAUAAUCAAUGCUACCUGAAGAUAAAUAAAGUCAUUGUGACGAUAGAUAGAAAAAAAAACCUUUAGAACUUAAAAAAGAAAUACUUCUGUUUGAAUAUAUAGGGAAAUCUGGACUGACGUUUUUAUUCUGCCUUGUUCCUAAAGGCGCUUGAUAAUGGUUUAAUUAAACGAUUUUGAUGAAUUGUUGUUUAAAGAGGAAUUAACGUGGAAUCGUUAUAAAUUAUUUAACAGUAGUAUUGCAUUUUUAUCAGACAUUAAACUGUGACAUAUUUUUCUUUUUAUAACACCUGGACUUUAUGCACUGUUUUUCUAUUGAUGAUAAAAAGAUAAUAUAUUUAAUGUUUUAAAUGAUCGCUAACAUUGAACAAAUCAAACGCUUGUGGAUAAAAUUACAUUAUAACGUUUCGUCUUUUGUGAUGUUUCAAAAAUACGGACCAAAGUGACACUUAAACGCAAUUUGCACUAAUGAGGAAUCUUUAUGUAGGUAUGAAAGCCUUGAAUCACAGAUCUUUUGAGAAGUUUUCAAUUGAAACUCCGUAGUAUCAUGCAGUGAGAACUAUUGGUUUCGUGUGAUUUUACAUACAGAAUAUGAUGGGCUUUAAUUGAACAGGAAUUAACGGGGGCUACAUGAAUAGAUAAGUAAACACUUGUGUGAAGAUGUUUUCAAAAUGUUUAAAAAAUAAAGAGUUGACAUAACACUUGAAUUAUGUUCUAGUCGGUAAAAUAUGGGAAAAGUUAACUGGUAUAAACAUUACAGGUUUUAAAAUAGUUGUUGUACUUGGAUUAAACUAAAUAGUAAAAGAUGAUCUACGUUUCCAUGCUACGGACAAAUCGUUUUCUAUUGGGAGACGUAAGAUAAAAGGAGAAUUGUAAGUGCUUAUUUUAAGUAAUGAGCUUCUAUCUGUUGGUAGAAAAGCAAUCUUCCUGUUUCUAGACAAGACUUGGUACAAUAUUUUACGGUUUUUGUCGUUAUGCACACGUAAAAUCCGUGCAAAAAUAAUAUAAAAAAACAUUGAGAUAAGAGGAAAUGAUUAAAAUUUAUUAUAACCUUUGAUGUUGAUUGCUUUCAUGUUACAUUAUAUAUGGAUUAAAAUUCCGAUGUUUUAUUCACGCUUGAAACAAAAGUGAAAAGUGCACUAUGACAAAGUUCGGUUACCCACCCAGCGUAUCAGCACGAGAAACCACGCCGCGGUACGGAUCUUUAUCUACCCCUGUGUCGAGACUCGGGUCUCAAACCGUUGGAAAAGAGACCAAAACUCCUAUCCAUAGUGCCCAAAGGAAGGCUGAAAGAGACCGAAAAUGGCAGUUAAAAGGAUGGGAAGCCGAAACUAACUCAGAGGACGGUUUAACGGGAUGGAUGAAAAGGAAAAAUAUUUUGGAGUCCAAAAAAGGUGUGUCUGAUACUAGGAAAAGGUCUCCCAGAUUAGAUACAGAUUAUUACAUACCAGUUAAACACAGAUGUCCAGGAAUAGAAGAUCUGGAAUUAUUCAGAAAAGAAAGCCUUCAUAUUGUCUUCCAGCCCACAUCUGUACCAGAUAAACCUAUUGCAGAGGAUUCACCAGGUAUCAAACUUAGAUACACAAAUAAAGAUGUAACUCUUGCACCUGGUGGUUUUGUAGAUGGCAAUACUGGUGAAAACGAUAUAGAAAAAACUUUGAAUAAAUUCAGAGAAUCAAAAGCUACCAGCACUGAUGGCCUUCAUGAAAGACGCAGUAGAAGUGUGCAAGACCUUUCUAAAAAUCAGCUGGAAAGGACUAACACUUAUCUUAAAAUCAAAAGAUUAAUAAAAUUUUCGACAAAAGAACGUCCUCAAACAAAAGUGGACGAUGAAGAGGAUGAAGGCUAUUCAUCAAAAACAUCGAGUGCAGAGGUAAAGAAGGAGCCUGAGAGUGACAGUGAAGAGAACGGACUAGACAGACUGGAACGACAACGUAUGUUCUCAAGUAUGGUUGAUCUUACUGAACUGCCAUCACAUUCUAACGAAGUAGGAGGAGGUAAUUAUCAGAUCAGGGAUUCACGUGGAAUCGAAGAUGCAAAAGUCAUCGGAGAAAGUCUAACUAGUCGUGUUAAAUUCUCAUACACACAUCAACCAACAAUUUUACAACUGCCAGAUCCUGAUGUGAAACUAAGUCCUGAUAAUUUAAGAGUUGAAAAACGUAUAGAGAAUGAGGAUACAAGUUGGUCAUAUGCAAAACUUAAACGAGACAAGGAAUUAAAUCGGUGCUAUAAACCUGAACUUCUACAACAAUCGGAGGACAGUUCUAUAUAUGAUCUAGAUAAUUUAAAACCAGUGACAUUAGUGCUAAGGAAAAUAAGUAUUCAAAACGCAGAUGAAAAUAUGCCACCUGUUGUUCAGGGAAAUAAUAUAGAAAUAAAUUCAUCUGAAAAUACUGUAAGCCCUUCACACAAUAGAUCAAGUAUGGGUACAAGCGUAGGGUCUAGAGUUGGGUCAGCAUUAUCUAGAGAUGGUUCAAUAUCAAGAAAUGGUUCAGUUAAGUUUGGUGCUGGCUCACCUAUGCCAAUGUUGGUUGGUUCACCAGCCCCUAUUCCAACAUCACCACAGAACUUGUCUGCACAGAACAAUACAAGUAGAUCUUCUCAUAGUAGAAGAAGUGGUGGUGGAAUUACUCGCGUAAAUUCUGCUGUCUCUCAAAAGGAACUUUUGCACAAAUCUCAAAGAAGUAAAAAUGUAAGAGAUGUUCGAGUAGUUAAUGAUGAAAAACCAAAAGAACCCAUGUGGAGUCAACAAUAUUCAUACAUUGACAGACAAACAAUUGACAGACAGGCAACAAAUUAUUGCAUAGGUGACUUACUACCUGCUGUAGAUAAAAACAUUUAUACCAACAACUCUUCAAGGACUAUGUUUAGCAUUAAACCUGAAAAUGAUAGAAAAAAGGAGGAGUUGACGACAACAGAACUUCUUGAUAUGAACAUACAGUCAGUGGAUGAUGGUUAUAUUCUGUUAAAGAAAGGCAUGGAUUUGUUGACCGGGAGUGCGGAAAAGUUGCGUAACAAGAAAAAGACUUUGUUUAUCAGAGAUUGGCAGCCCACCCUUGGACCUCCACCUUUCCGACCUAACCAAUCACGUCAUCCACUUAUGCGUAGUGUGACAGUCAUUAUAGAUAGCAAAACAGACAGUGGACACAGUCAUGCUCCAAUGCUUGGCCAAUCAGGAAAUAAGACAAUAAGAGUCAACUCCGAUAAAGGACCAAGGUUCAAUAUGGUAGAUGAUGAUAGGGAGACUCAGAAGAAAUUGAAAGAUGCUUUUAGUAAAUUCUACAAAAAUAGACCAAAAGAAAUAGGGAAAGAGUUUAGAAAAAUGGAGACAAUGUGGAAGACAUGAUAUAUUGAACAGAUAAUUAAUUUAGGAAUUAAUGAUAUAUUAGAAAUAGUUAAAAUAUAAUAAAGUGACUGAACCAUGCUUCAGAAUAUAAGGAUAAUGAAACCAGUAUCAGAUUUGUGAUUGGUUAUUUUUAUAAAAUUGUGCUCUGAAUCAUUUCAGAUUUCAAAACUUACUUAUUAUAUAAUAUGUGUAUUUAUUAGCAAUUGUGGUGCAAAGUUGCUUUAUGCAUGAAAGUAUCCAGUGAAAAUUGUUUUAUUAUGGCCCCCACUAUAGGGGGGCAUUUAGAUUUACCCUUGUCCAUCUGUCCAGCCACCUGUCCAUCCAGUUUUUUUAUGUCGCAUGUAGCUAAAAAAAUAUUUGACCUAGUCAUGAAACUUUACAGGAAUAUUGGUCAGCAUGUGCAGUUGUGCACCUGAUGUUUCGCUAGUAGCUUUUUUUUCAGUUUUGUUAGAGUUAUGGCCUUUGACUUAGAAAAAAUUUACAAUUUUCAAAUUAUGUCACAUAUAACUCAAAAUAUAUUUGACAAAGUCAUUAAACUUUACAGGAAUGUUGAUCAGCAUGUGUAUAGUUGUGCACCUGGGUGAUUGCUUUUAGAUUUAUUCUGAAUUUGUAGAGCUAUUGCCCUUGACUUAUUAAAAAUUUGCAAUUUUCAACUUGUGUCGCUUGUCACUCAAAAAGUAUUUGACAUAUGGUCAUGAAACUUUACAGGAAUGUUGCUCAGGAUGCAAAGUUGUGUAAUUGAAGUAUUGCUUGUGUAUUAAUUCUGCUAUGUGAGAGUUAUUGCCCUUGAAUU